Molecule: messenger RNA, 811 nt
Organism: Onthophagus taurus
Lineage: Eukaryota; Metazoa; Arthropoda; Insecta; Coleoptera; Scarabaeidae
Source: RefSeq, a predicted model, not a curated record
GCAAAAACACAGUUGUAUUUUCGUACACAUUAGUACAAUAUGUUCACUAAAUUGACCACAUUAGCUUGCGUUUUGGCUGUUGCCAAUUGCGCAUGGAAUGGUCCGUUAGCUGGGGGAGCUCCAGCUUCUUCCGUCCCAGCAGGAAUUAGUGAAGCUGCUUGUCCGAAUUAUCCGCAUUGCACUAAUCCUAGUGUAGCCGUUGAACCAAAUUCUCCUGCUCAACCACAAUCUCAAUAUCAACAGUACCAACCUCAAUACCAGCAACCACAAUAUCAAUCUCAUCAACCCCAAUAUCAACCUCAACAACAAUAUCAAUCCCAACCUCAACAACAAUAUCAACCCCAACCUCAAUAUCAAUCUCAACCACAACAAUAUCAACCCCAACCACAACAAUAUCAACAGCAACCACAACAAAAUCAAUAUAAUUCGGGAAAUCACAAUGAAAACGUUUUGUUAAGUGGGGAAUACACUGGAGAUGGAGAUUAUCGCGGUGAAGGAUUAGCUGAAUCUGGUGCUUUUGGACCAGUUGAUGAUCCAAAAUCAUAUGAUGCAACCCCAGCUCCCCAAAUGGCUUAUCAACCAACGCCAGCUUAUAACCCUGCUGGAUAUCAACAACAAGGAUACAACAAUGCCCCACAACAUGCUCAACCUAACAACGUUCCAGCAGGUUUAGAUCCUAGUUAUUGCCCAAAUUAUCCUUUCUGCCAUUAAGAGAUAAAUAAUUGUAUACUUUACUAAUUAAGUAGAGAAACAUUACUAAAAUGUACUGAUAUGUAAAUUUGAAAUUAAAUUAUUCAAUUUUUUUUGUAUA